Molecule: messenger RNA, 1062 nt
Organism: Sphaerodactylus townsendi
Lineage: Eukaryota; Metazoa; Chordata; Lepidosauria; Squamata; Sphaerodactylidae
Gene: IZUMO2
Product: IZUMO family member 2
Source: RefSeq, a predicted model, not a curated record
ACGAAGUCCCACGGGUCUUCUAAAGAUGCCAAGAAGCUUCCAAUCUGAUUAUCAUCACACUCUGCAACCCCUUAGGAUCCUCCUUGUGUAGGACUUUGCGGCUCAACGCCACAUUCCACAAACAGCCGCUCCGAUUGUGAUUUCACUCUCUCCAGAACCUUGAAGUAGGCCAGCUUCUUGGCUGAGGGGCAGCUAUGUUUUUCUCCGGCUCUUCUUUUCCCCUGUGGUUCCUGCAGCUUCUGACCUUGCUGCCCGCCAGCCUCCGGUGCUGUCUACAGUGCGAUGGAAAGUUCAAGGAGAAUUUGGCUAAGCUCAGAACCGGGCUUGUUGAACGUCAGAUCCACGACACUCGCCUCAAAGCACGCGCCGAGGCACUGCUGAAGGGUCUCGAGGGAGGUUUUUUCUCACAUUACGCCACCAGCCAGUUUGCUGGCUUUGCAGUUAAGGCUACAGUAGAUAACCUGGUCAAAGAAGUGAGGUCCAGAACGGAAGAGCUGGCUCAAAGCUCCCUUAAAGACCAGGCUCUGCUGGAUGAACUGGUCAAAUUUCGGAAGGAAACGACCAUGAAGCUCAAGAAGGCAUUACAGGAACAUCAAAUCAAAGCAUGUGACAAAACAACUUGUGACUGGCUCCGAUACAGUGUUUUGGAUUGUGUAGGAUGUAAGGAUAUCAAUGCCGUUUGCUAUACGAUACAUCAAUGCUUUGUUGAUUCCCAGGACCGCCUGUCUCUUCUUUCUGGACCCAGUCUUGUGUGGACCCUAAUAUAAGCCAAAAGCGAAUUAAGCCAUGUUUGUCACCUGUGCAUGGGCGGAGUGCUAUUCGUAGUGAUCGUUGGCGUGAUUAUAAUAUACUGGAGAAACCGGCUGUAUCUGUAUGUUUAGCCAAGAGCUUUUCCCUUCCCGCUUCUAUGGACCAUCGGAUGGAGAAGAUCCUCUUUUCUGCUGUGAAGUGUGGGACCACACAACCUCACCACAACCAAACAUUGUCUAUACUCGACCUGUGUAGUCUGCUCUUCAUUUGCCUUCCCAUUACCAAAUGCCCCCAUAAUAAAUAUGGAUCCCA